Molecule: messenger RNA, 1623 nt
Organism: Westerdykella ornata
Lineage: Eukaryota; Fungi; Ascomycota; Dothideomycetes; Pleosporales; Sporormiaceae
Product: WD40 repeat-like protein
Exons: 5
Coding region: 83-1375 (430 amino acids)
Biological process (GO): protein localization to phagophore assembly site; autophagy of mitochondrion; nucleophagy
Cellular component (GO): cytosol; fungal-type vacuole membrane; phagophore assembly site membrane
Molecular function (GO): protein binding; phosphatidylinositol-3-phosphate binding; phosphatidylinositol-3,5-bisphosphate binding
Source: RefSeq, a predicted model, not a curated record
GCCAUCAUUUAUCGGUCGUGCCACUCCCUAUCCGAUCGCUAACGGAAUGCGCAAGAGCUCACAACAGUAGGGAAACGCAAACAUGGCGAGCCUCAACUUUGUCACCUUCAACCAGGAUCACAGCCAACUGGGUGUGGGAACAACCAAGGGCUAUCGUAUCUUCAAUACCGAACCGUUUAGCAAGCACUCGGAGGCGAACGAAGGAGAUGUCUCAUGUUUGGAGAUGCUGUUCUCGACGUCGCUCGCUGCUCUCACCACCGCUCCCCGAGUCCUCCGGAUACAAAAUACCAAGAGGCAUUCUACUAUAUGCGAGCUGACUUUUACGACGGCUAUCCUUGCGCUGCGCAUGAAUAGGAAGCGACUUGUGGUGCUACUGGAGAAUGAGAUCUAUAUCUACGACAUCAGCAAUAUGCAUUUGCUACAGCAGGUGAAGUCUGCUUCAAACCCAAAUGCAAUAUGCUCGCUCUCUUCAUCUUCCGAGAACAACUACCUCGCAUACCCACUGCCCACCAAAACGUCUCCGGCUAACUUCCAACCGCCACCGCAUGCCCCUCCAAAAACCGAGAACAAUGUGCCGAUUAGCGGCGGAGUUAUGAUAUAUGACGCGACCAAGCUGGAGCCUGCGAACAUAAUAGACGCGCACCACGCUCCACUGUCCUGCGUAGCUCUGAAUAACGAGGGUACACUCCUGGCCACGGCAUCCGAGAAGGGCACUAUAAUCCGAGUCUUCUCUGUACCAGCGGGAGAGAAGCUUUAUCAGUUCCGAAGAGGCUCUAUACCAGCCCGUAUAUACAGCAUGUCGUUCAACUCCACAUCAACGCUUCUCGCGGUAUCCUCCACCUCAGACACCGUCCACAUCUUCAAGCUCUCCCCCCAAAAUGCAGGUCGGAGGAACAGUUCGUCAGCAACGAGCCGGCCUCUAUCAGGCUCCCGGGAGCGGAGCAACAGCCGUAGUAGUCAAGAGCUUGACAACGCGGACUAUGAGUACGAAGAGAGUCGAGACGACGCUCCUGAGCCUGAGCGAAAAGCCAUCAACCCAACAUUCGCGAGCAUGAUACGGCGCACUUCGCAGAACGUGGGCAAGUCAUUUGCAGCAACAGUCGGAGGAUAUCUGCCAAGCGCGGUCGCUGAGAUUUGGGAGCCAACGCGCGACUUUGCCUGGGUGAAGAUUCCCAGGAUAUCUUCCUCGAGCGGGCAGAUGCGCAACGUAGUGGCCCUCAGCAAUAAUGGGCCGCAGGUUAUGGUCGUCACUAGUGAGGGCAACUAUUACGUCUUCAAUAUCGAUUUGGAGAAGGGUGGAGAGGGCACCCUGUACAAACAAUUCUCUCUGCUCGAGCCACAGGAUCUCACUGCCACCGGCGAAGGUAUUGAUUAGGUAUAUGUACCAGGGGUCCGCCUUGGUGAUUAACGAGAGUGUAUGGGGCUGCAGGUUCUUUGGGUUCUUGCAUUGGGAUACGGUGUUCGUUGUUUACUCCAUACUAUCAUGUUCCGUGGCGUUUGGGAACACGUCUCUCUUUUGACUAUUACUAUCUCUGUAGGAAUAAUACCCGGGGUUCAAGGGUGGCCAUAGUUGGUUUGCAAUUUAGUCAGGUAAUUCACGGCCCAUCAUUCAGGACCCUUACC